AUGACAGACUAUAGUGAUUUAGAGUUAUUGAAGAAAAGAAUAGAUUGUGUAUCUGUUGAAAGAGGUUGGAAAUGGAACUCGAAAUCUAAAGUAUCAAAGACUGUACAGCCAACAAAUUCAAAGAAAACAACAACAACAACAACAACAACAGCAACAGCUACAAAAACAGAUAAUCUUUCAAAUACCAGUCAUAAACGUAUACAUAUUUUAUCUUUAUUAAUAUCACCUGAUGAUGACGACUAUAAAGAUAGUAACACUAAUAAAAACAAUAGUAAUAAUAGUACCAAUAAAGAUAUAAAAUCAUCUUCACUAACAAAAUCAAUACCAACAACUACAUCUACAUCAGCAUUAAAAUCAAAUACCACCUCCAAAACAACAAAAGAAAAUAAUCUCACAAAUCAGUUGAAGACAUUAAGAAGAUUAAGUAGUUCAAAUGGUAUUCUUGAUCUUCUUGGUAAUGAAACUUUGUAUUCCAGUAAUGAAACCAUUAGUAAUAAUACUAAAAUAGAUGAUAAUAAUAAUAAUAAUAGUAGUAGCAAUAGUAAUAAUAAUAAUAGUAAUAAAAACAAUGAAAGUAGACAAAAGAAAGUGGAUGACGUUGAUGAAAUGCUUAUUAAGAGUAUGAGCAGAGUUAGCAUUAGUAAACAAUCUGAUUAUACAAAGAAGAAGAUUGUAAAAGAGAGUGAUCCAUAUACUGAUUUACCUUCAAAACCUAAACAAUUCUAUAUGGAUAAAUAUAAAGAUAUCAAUAAUAAAGAUAAUAAUAUUGAUAUUGCAAUAUGUCCACCAUUAAACAAUCUUUCGAAGCUGACCGACUCGGAUCAAGCAAACUAUAUCAAGUUCAAAGAGGAAUAUGUUAGAAACUAUUUCCAGCUGUUCAAUACAACCAUCUUCAAAGACAAAUUCAAAGAAGAUCUUAUUAUCAUCUCAAAGGAAUCGAAAACUCUUACCUUUAACAUCAACGAAUCUACUUCCAGCUCCAACUCCUCCGCGCCAAAGAUAUCACCUGCAACCAUCUCCAUCCAACAGGAUCCAACAACCAAAGACAGAGUUGCAUUCAUAACAAUAUUUAUCAAUCAUAUAUCAACUAUUCAGAAACUUGUAAAUGUCUUGUGUCAUCAGAUGUGUCAUGCAGCAACAUGGAUAUUUGAUGGUAGUACGGUUUCGCAUGGCGUCCAAUUUAAGUAUUGGGUACGUGUUGCACUCGGUAUCUAUCCGGAUCUCUCCAUUGAUCUCUGUGAUAACUACGGACCGACUUCCAAAUAUCACUACAAAUGCUCCAAUGCCAAGUGCUCAACCGUUUUCGGUAGAGACACUCCAUUCGAAGAGGAAACACUCUGUGGUUCUUGUGAAUCACCUAUUGUACCUGUAAAUUUAGAUUCUACAUCGUCCUCUUUCUCGACAACCACCAACAAUAUCAACAACAACAAUGUUAAUAGUGUUAGUAAUACAACCUCAACUACAACUUCAGCAUCAUCUUCAUCAAAUAACAACAAUAAUAAUAAUAAUAAUAUCAUUGUAGAUCCAGAGUUUCAACAGUUCUAUAAUGAAAACAAAGCAAUGAUCGAUCAAAAGAAAAUGGCAUCACCUUUUGUUGUUGCAGGUGUAGAAGCAGUCGCUAAUGGAGCACCUAGAUAUAGUGGAGUACAGAAACAAGUUUUGUCAUUAUAUAGAAAUUUCAUCAGACAAUCAUUAAAGAACGAUAGACUGAAUAGUGGAAGCAGUAGUAGCAGUAGUGGCAGUGGUGAACAAUCAUAUCCGAUGACCAGUUAUAUACAAAGUCAAUUCAGAACGAAAGCCAAAUCAAUAUCUAGAAGAGACAUCUCAAAGAUCGAAAUGAUGUUACUGAAAGGUCAGAGACAAUUAAAAUUAAUUAAAAGUCAAGGCAUGAGUGGAUUCUCUGUUGUUAAUUCUCCUAAUAAUUAA
This is a messenger RNA of Heterostelium album PN500, 1926 nucleotides long. RefSeq lists its product as uncharacterized. Gene Ontology annotation, biological process: mitochondrial respiratory chain complex II assembly. NCBI's taxonomy places the organism in Eukaryota, Evosea, Eumycetozoa, Acytosteliales, Acytosteliaceae. Bases 1 to 1926 code for a protein of 641 amino acids. The transcript is spliced from 5 exons. Gene Ontology annotation, cellular component: nucleus. The record is from RefSeq and is a predicted model, not a curated record.